Molecule: messenger RNA, 627 nt
Organism: Strongylus vulgaris
Lineage: Eukaryota; Metazoa; Nematoda; Chromadorea; Rhabditida; Strongylidae
Source: the annotation of a GenBank genome assembly
AUGUCGAAGGUCGCGGAGAAGAAGCUUAUUAACGAAAAAAUCGCCAAAGUCCGCGAAGUUGUGCAUGGCGUUAGCACCAACGACAUCAUUCUGGCUCUGCAUUCCUUCGACAUGAACGUGGAGCGGACCAUUCAAGCUUUUUGUGAAGCAGAUGGAGCGUCGGAAGUGUUAGACGACUGGGUUCGUCCAACAAGUGGUUCUUCUAAAAAUAAGAACAAGAAGAAGAAGAGCAAGUUAUCGACAACCGAGGCGACUGCAGGAGCUGUCACUUCGUCAACACCCUCGCCAUCAAAAGUAGUGAAGACUCCACCAACACAAGAAACUAAACCUAUAGUUGCGUCUACAGCAUCGCAGCUGGACAGCAAAGCUCCUCAGACGAAUGGGUUCGUAAUUCAAGCCAAACCGCUCGAGGUGAAACCUUCAAAUGACAAAAACACUCCGGUAGCCGAACACAUUCAGCAAACCUUCAAGGCUCUUCGUGCGGCUGUAACAGGGCGCGAGAAAACUCUUCUGGCAGCUUGUGGAGCUAAUUCAAAGUUCAUUGAUGCAGACUUCAACCACCUCAUCUCAUUAAUCGAAAAAUUUGGUUCAGGUUGGAUACGCUCUUAUCUUGCAUUAUCUGCUUGA